GAGACCCAACACCACCUAAGUUACCCGAACCUUCUGAGCUACCAGAACCAGAAGAAGGGUCGAAGGAGGGAGAAAGCGACUAUGAGAUCGCAGAUGAAGGAAAUACAUCAGAUUCUGAAUCCGAAUCUAAUAACAAGUCAGAAUCUGAAGAAAAAAAACCAAUAUUUCGAAGAAUAGAAGAUCUAGCUCCAAAAAGCAAUGUUUAUAAAAGAGAAUUAGCUCAAUUAGGAGGUAUUAAAAUAAAAAUAGUUCUUAUUGCUUAUAUGUAUCAGAUUGCACAAGGAGGGUAUUUUGGACAUCGAAUAGAUCAAGACAUAGCAUUUCCAAAUAAAAUCGAUGAAAUAGAGCAAAAUCAACAUUCAGAUUGGAUAUAUGAGUAUGAAAAAAAGAUCUUUCUAGAAAUAAACGAAAGAUAUUUCGAAGCAUGUAUGAAAGCUUAUUUAGCAAGUGAAAAGGCCUGUAGACAGGGUCGAAGAGCAAGAAAUCUUCAUAAUGUUAGUAGGCUACAACGCUUUAAUAAUAUACUAGACUUCUCUGGUAUAAAUUUUCUAUCCACAUUACGUGAUAUCGAUAUAUUCGAAGAAAAUAAUCCAAAUUAUGCAGUAAAUAUAUUUUAUCCUGUACCAGAAAAAAAUGAUAAAGAGCAAGCAACUAGAAAGUUGGACCCAUUCCGUUUAUUGGAGUAUAAUUAUCAAAGAGAGUAUAUAGUGGAUUUAAUUUUAUUUACUAAAGGAGAGGAAGAUUUGAGGGAUCGCUGUAAUAUUAAUGAAAUCACUCCAGGAUUAAAUACUCAUUACUGUCUCAUUAAUAGUAAAAAUGGAUGGAAUAGGAUCAUGCAAAAUUAG
This is a messenger RNA of Dentiscutata heterogama, 845 nucleotides long. NCBI's taxonomy places the organism in Eukaryota, Fungi, Glomeromycota, Glomeromycetes, Diversisporales, Gigasporaceae. The record is from the annotation of a GenBank genome assembly.